CGCGGUCCGGCAGAGUAAGCCUUGACCUGGCCCGACAAGGCAGAGCACGGCACGGCACGGCACGGCACGGCACGGCACGGCACGGCAACCCCUGUCAGAGAUGCAUCCCGUGGCGCUCCUCCUGCUCUGCCCGCUGGCUGUGGCUCUGUCAGCCCUGUCCUCUCCCGCGGGUGCAGGGCGCUUCUGGCACGUCACCGACCUCCACUGGGACCCCGACUACGAGGCGGCGGCGGUCACCGGGCAGCCGUGUCCCUCGGGCGGCUCCCGGUCCGGGCCCCCCGCCGGCCCCUGGGGCAGUUACCUCUGCGACGCGCCCUGGCGCCUCCUCGCCUCAGCCACCCGCGCCAUGAGGAGCCGCCUGCCCCGGCCGGACUUCAUUCUCUGGACCGGAGAUGAUACUCCUCAUGUCCCCAAUGAGAAGCUUGGAGAAGAAAAGGUUUUGCUCAUAAUAGAAAAUCUGACUUCUCUGAUAAAAGAGGCAUUUCCAGAUACUAAAGUCUAUGCAGCAAUGGGCAAUCAUGACUUCCACCCCAAGAAUCAGUUCCCAGGGAAGGAGCACAGGAUCUACAACCAAACAGCUGAACUCUGGCGGCCCUGGCUGGAUGAGGCUUCCAUUCCUCUGUUCAGAGCAGGAGCUUUCUACAGUGAGAAGCUGCCCAGCACAAGUACAAGGGGGCGAGUGGUUGUCCUCAACACCAAUUUGUACUAUGACCAGAAUGAUGAGACAGCUGGUGAGGAAGAUCCUGGAGGGCAGUUCCAGUGGCUGGAAGAAACACUGAGCAAUGCCUCUAGAGCAGAUGAAAUGGUCUACAUUGUGGGUCACAUCCCUCCUGGCUUCUUUGAGAAGAAACGAGGCAAGGCCUGGUUCCGGAGGGACUUCAAUGAACAAUACCUGAAAAUUGUGCAGAAGCACCACAGAGUGAUUGCUGCCCAGUUCUUUGGGCACCAUCACACAGACAGCUUUCGAAUGUUUUACAGUGACACAGGUUCUCCAGUCAGUGUCAUGUUCUUGGCCCCUGGAGUGACUCCCUGGAAAACAACAUUACCUGGAGUGAACAAUGGAGCCAACAACCCUGGGAUUCGGGUGUUCCACUAUGAUCCAGACACCCUUCAGGUGUUGGAUAUGGUGACUUACUACUUGAACCUAACUCAUGCCAACAUGAUGGCCUCAACAGAGGAGGAAGAGUUCCCAGUGUGGGAGGAAGAGUACAGGCUGACAGAAGCCUUCCAAGUCCCCAGUGGCUCUGCUGGCUCCAUGCAGACAGUGCUGGAGAGGAUAUCAAAGGAUCCACACUACCUGCAGCAGUACUAUGAGUUUAACUCUGUCAGAUAUGACCUCAGCCCCUGCCAGGGGGCCUGUCGCCUUGAUCACCUCUGUGCCAUUAGGGAAGUUGAUUUUACAAAAUACAGAGAAUGUGUAAACCCCAGCAGCACUGCCUCUGCCAUCACCAGCGUUAGGCUUUUGUUUUUCUGUUUGCUCUUUGGACUUUUCAGUCCCCAACAAGUGCUGUAAUGACUGAGAGCAAGAGAGAGAGCACAAGUUCAUGACUCGCAUCAGUUCUGAAUGUUUUUGGCACUGAGAACUUACUUGGAAACCAAGACCAAUUCAGUGGCUUUUACUAAAAAUUGGUGACAUUGAUUUGAAAUGUAGAAAAGUUUGAUGUAUGGGGAGAGGGCAGUGAUUGCUGCAGAGGUGUUUUUCUUUCCAGACUGACUUGUAUCACCCUGCCACUGUCACAGCUGGGUUCCUCAUGUUGGCACACACUUCUCUUCUGGAAAGGCCACACAACCAGGUCUUGGUGGACUUGCACAGCACCAGCCUUGUCUUUGGCUUACAAGCAGACACAGGUGGGCUUAGUUCUUUGAAAACAUGAACUUCAACAAUUUUGGGCCAUGGCUUGCAUGUGUCAGUGCCCAAGAGGAG
Molecule: messenger RNA, 1924 nt
Organism: Calypte anna (Anna's hummingbird)
Lineage: Eukaryota; Metazoa; Chordata; Aves; Apodiformes; Trochilidae
Gene: SMPDL3B
Product: sphingomyelin phosphodiesterase acid like 3B
Exons: 8
Coding region: 101-1513 (470 amino acids)
Biological process (GO): sphingomyelin catabolic process
Molecular function (GO): sphingomyelin phosphodiesterase activity
Source: RefSeq, a predicted model, not a curated record